CAGAGCAGUCUCGCAAGAUGACCGGCUUCCAACAUGCGAGCGUCACAAAAGGCGUCAUGAUCCUCCUCGGCAUCGCGUCGCUCGCGGCCUCGCUGCUCGACGCCAAGCCGUACCUCCACCUCCAGCUCGUCCCCCACAUAUCAAAGUACCACCAGUUCUGGCGUGUCUUUAUCCAUCCGUUCGCGUUCGCCAACUCGACCGAGCUGCUCAUGGGUGAGCUGCUGUUGUACCAGGUCGGCGUGGGGAUUGAGCGGUCGUUUGGGUCAAGGAAGUACGCUAGCUUCAUCGUCGUUUCGACCAUCCUCUCCACUGUCAUCUCGGCGACCUGUAUCAUCUUCUUCCACCGUUUUGGCCUCAACGCUAUCCCUGCUGGUCCCUACGGCAUCAUCUUCAGCAUCCUGUGGCAGUACUUCCGCACCGUGCCAAAUCUCUACAGCUUCAGGCUGCUCGGCAUCGAGUUCUCGUACAAGAUCUUUACGUGGAUUCUCGCUGCACAGCUCGUGCUCUCUCACCCACCCGGCUCGCUCCUCGCUGCGGCCUCUGGUGCCGUGACAGGCUACCUCUACCGCACGGACACGCCCUUCCUCCUCCCGUCCAUCACGCGCCCGCGGCGUCUCUGGCGUCCGCUCAAGGCCUUCCGCAUCCCUGUUUCGGUGCAUAACCUCCUCGCGCGCAUCUUCACACCCCUGCUCGGCCAGUCGCCACCACCACGGCGCGCAAACCGCGUCCUGCCAGGCCAGGUGCGCGACACGCCAGCGUCGGAGUCGACCGCGGAUGCGACGGGUGGCCUGAGAAGUCUGCUUGCUGCGCGCGCUGCUCUCGGAGGGGUUACCGCCACGCCGAGGCGUGUGCCGGCUGCGACGGCCGCUGCGAAUGGCGACGAGACCGAGUCGCCCACGCCUACUGGUGCCCGCGCUGCCAUGGGCGAGUGGGUCAACGAGAUGACGGGGCGUGGCACCGCGCGCGCGCCGACAGAACAGGAGAUUGCAGCCCUGUCAAACAUGUUCCCCAACCUCAGCCGCGAGACGGUUGUCCGCUCGCUGCAAAGAAGCGAUCACAACACCGCAUUAGCCGUCGAGGCGCUUCUGGAGCAGAGCAGCUAGACGUGGGUUCUUAUGCAUCAUUCUAUAGAGGUGGUAUCGUCGCGUGCGGGGUAGUGGUUGGGGCUGGUAGGGUCUGGGCCGCUCGCUUCCUCCGCCCAGCGUCCUUGGUUGUUGUUGCGUCGACCGAGCCGAAGCCGCUUCGCCGGGUUACUUGGCGGUACUUGCAGUAGUUGCGAUAGCAUGCGCCGAGCACGCUACUUCUUCUCGGGAGCAGCGGCGGCAGGAGCCUUGGCUUCGACGUCGUGCUCAAUCUCGCCUAGGUGCGCGAGCAGCGUGUCGAGCCUGCCCUCGAGUGUGUCCGCGACAUUGUCGGCCGCCUCGAGCUGCUUAAGGAUACCCUCGACGUCGAGGUCGCCGCCCUCAGCGCCCUCGGUACCGGCCGACGCCUUGAGUGCAUCAAGGAUGGGCUGGAGUGCCUUGCGGUCGGUGUCGUUGAGGGUCGAGAGGUCGAUGCCGGCAAGGACGUCGUCGUCGGCGCCAGCCUUGUCUGCUUCCUUAGCGCCAGCGGCGUCGGUCGGCUUGGGGCCCUGUGCGCCGGGCUCUGUCGGCGCCAUGGCCUGCGCUACGAGGUCGAGGUCUGAGAGGGACAUGUUGUGUGGUCG
This is a messenger RNA of Vanrija pseudolonga, 1705 nucleotides long. It is a transcript of the gene dsc2, whose product is annotated as DSC E3 ubiquitin ligase complex subunit 2. The record is from RefSeq and is a predicted model, not a curated record. Gene Ontology annotation, cellular component: membrane. Gene Ontology annotation, molecular function: ubiquitin binding; serine-type endopeptidase activity. The coding region runs from base 18 to 1103 and encodes 361 amino acids. NCBI's taxonomy places the organism in Eukaryota, Fungi, Basidiomycota, Tremellomycetes, Trichosporonales, Trichosporonaceae. The transcript has 10 exons.